Messenger RNA from Ceratotherium simum simum (southern white rhinoceros), 1440 nucleotides. RefSeq names its product leucine zipper transcription factor like 1 (gene LZTFL1). The record is from RefSeq and is a predicted model, not a curated record. Gene Ontology annotation, biological process: negative regulation of protein localization to cilium. Gene Ontology annotation, cellular component: cytoplasm. NCBI's taxonomy places the organism in Eukaryota, Metazoa, Chordata, Mammalia, Perissodactyla, Rhinocerotidae.
GGUUCGGCCCCCCUCGGCGAUCCCGGGCCUGGCGAGGAUCUGCCUGGGUUCUCCCGCUCCUCUAGGCUGCUGACGCCCGCCCGCCGCUAUGGCAGAAUUGGGCCUAAAUGAGCAUCAUCAAAAUGAAGUUAUUAAUUAUAUGCGUUUUGCUCGUUCAAAGAGAGGCUUGAGACUCAAAACUGUAGAUUCCUGCUUCCAAGACCUCAAGGAGAGCAGGCUGGUGGAGGAGACCUUCACCGUAGACGAAGUCUUGGAAGUCCUGAACGGGUUGCAGGCUGUGGUCCAUGGUGAGGUGGAGUCCGAGCUCAUCAACACGGCCUAUACCAAUGUGUUACUCCUGCGGCAGCUUUUCUCGCAGGCUGAGAAGUGGUACCUCAAGCUACAAACAGAUAUCUCUGAACUUGAAAACAGAGAAUUAUUAGAACAAGUUGCAGAAUUUGAAAAAGCAGAAUUUACAUCUUCAAAUAAAAAGCCCAUCAUAGAUACCAUAAAGCCAAAACUUGCUCCACUUAAUGAAGGUGGAACAGCAGAACUCCUAAACAAGGAAAUUUUAAGACUUCAAGAAGAGAAUGAGAAAUUGAAGUCAAGGCUGAAGACCAUUGAAAUACAGGCAACAAAUGCAUUGGAUGAGAAGUCAAAACUAGAAAGAGCACUGCAAAAUUUACAGCUUGAUCAAGAAAAUCAAAAGGAUUUUAUAAAGGUCCAAGACUUGAGUGACUUGGAAAACACUGUUGCUGCUUUGAAGAGUGAGUUUGAGAAGACACUUAAUGACAAGACAGAAAACCAGAAGUCCUUGGAGGAGGAUCUAGUGACAGCCAAGCACGACCUACUCAGAGUUCAGGAGCAGCUAAGCCUGGCUGAGAAGGAGUUAGAGAAGAAAUUCCAACAAACAGCAGCUUAUCGAAACAUGAAAGAGAUUCUUACCAGGAAGAAUGACCAAAUCAAAGACCUGAGGAAAAGACUGGCAAAAUAUGAAUCUGAAGAUUAGAAAUUGAAGAAGAUUCAUCUGGAAGCUGCCACAACGUGAAAGGACAAGCCACUCUCGCCUCAGGCAUGUAUUCUGAAGCAGUCUGUUAAGAAUCCCUCUCUUUAUUGUUCUAAUGUUUAAACUUUGCUUCUAAUAUUUAGAACUAGAGUUCCUGUUUCAGUUACUUAACUGAGAAAAGAGAAAGCCUACGGACUGAUUCUGGCCAAUCGUCCCACACUCCUUUCUGCAGAGGGCUCCAGUGUCUCAGUUCAAAUGCAGUGAGAAUUCUUUAUAAUGAAGAAGCAAGUUUUAGAGUGCAAAGAAGAGUCUUACUCUUUUGCAUUAGUAUAAAGAGUAUACCUUUUUAGUAAGUGUAAAAGCUGGCCUUGUCCAUACUUGUGCAUUCCCCAGGGUAAAAAUAAAUAAAUGUAGUUCUUAAAGAUAGUUACUACAAAUAAACCUUAUUUUUAAAA